CGGCUGAGUUCCAUCUCUAAUUUCGAAGCGUUCGAGUUUUCGAUUUCGUGUUAAAAUAUACAAAACGCAAGUCAAUCGAUACGAUCACCGGAAUAUUUGUGCACAACGGUAACGGUUACGGGGACAGAAAAUGCAGUGCUAAUUGAGUUGUGAAAAGUGAAGAAAAGCCGGCUCAGCAGGAGGCGAAAAACAUUUUCCAAACGCAUCAGAUGUAAAUGAGAUGCCGUCGCGCCGGCAGCAGAGGCACCAGCAAGCAAAACCACGCCGACAUCGCCUCCGGAAAUACCAGGAGCCCCAGCAGCAUCUGAUUAUCAAGUGAAGAGUGGAGUGGAGUCAGCACCCAAUCGAAGUUCGAAGCAGUUGAAUAAGUCGACAUAGUUUAGGAUAUAGGAUAUAUAGCCAGGGAGCAGGAGAUCAGAGCAAACUAUCCAGGGGAAGCAGGGAUAUCAUCGAGCAUUUCGGGAGGAGGACGACACACGCCGCGCAUCCAAGAUGAAGCGACGCAACGCCGAUUGUGGCAAGCUGCGGCGGCCCAUCAAGCGCAACAAAAUCACAGAGGGAAUGUACGGCAGCACAACAGUUCUGUACAUGAAGUUUCUGAUCCUUUGGGCCAUCGUGAUGGUUGCCGACUUCAUGUUCAUGUUCCGCUUUGAGUUCUUGUGGCCAUUCUGGCUGCUCCUUCGCUCCGUGCACGAUUCCUUCAAGUACAAGGGACUGGCAUUCUCCGUACUGUUCGUGUGCAUAGCGAUAACGUCGGAUCUGGUCUGUUUGUUCUUCAUCCCCGUUCACUGGCUGCUCUUCGCGGCCAGCACAUAUGUUUGGGUGCAGUACGUCUGGCAUACAGAUAAGGGGAUCUGUUUGCCGACCAUAAUACUCUGGAUGUUAUUUGUCUACCUGGAGGUGGGCAUCCGAUGGAAGGACAGUCGCCACAUGCCGCACCUGGAUCUCUGCCGGCCGUUCGCAGCGCAUUGCAUUGGCUAUCCGGUUGUCACGCUCGGAUUCGGCUUCAAAAGCUACGUGGGCUACCGCAUGCGCCAGCGCAAGCAGCGCGAGGUGGCCAAGGACAACGAGUUCUACAUGCAGCUCCUGCAGCAGGCGUUGCCCGCUGAGGAGGCGACGGCCGAGGAGGCGGCGGCUGCGGGGGCGACAGCCGCAUCCAGCAGCACCGUCGUGGUGGCCAAUGGAUCAGCCAACACGCCGGCGGCCCUGGUCGCAUCAUCAUCAUCAUCUUCGUCGGCGAAUGGAAUUUUGGCCACUGCCACGCAAGCACAAAACCAUCAUGAGCAUCAUCACAGCGGCGGCGCCGGCGCCAGCAGCAGCAGCUCGAGCAAUAGCAAUCAUCACCAUCACCACCAUCAUAACAACAACAGUGGCAGUGGAAGCAGCAACCACAACGGAGGCGGCAAGGACAACAGUACGAGCGACAGUACAGCGGCGGCUGCUUCCUCGUACUCUGCAGCGGCUUCCUCGGGAGCGGGAACGGCAGCAUCUGCAGGUUCAGCGUCCACCGGCUCAUCAUCAUCAUCGUCGGCGACGGCGGGCAAGCAGUCGGCGGCGUCUGCUGCAUCCGCGGCCACAACAGGUGCAGCCUCAACCACUUCUUCUUCUUCUACUACUCCCGUCUCAGCUCUCUCUGCUGAGCAGCAGCAGCAGCAACAUCCGUCGGGGGCUUCUUCCGCCCGUUCUUCCUCCUCCUGCACUUCCGACGGUGCCGACGGUGCUGACGGUUGUUGUGGUGCAACCUCCAAUGGUCACGCUGGUGGUUCAAGGAACCAUCGACGCAGCAUGGACAAGGAUAAGCAUCGCAACAAGGGUGACGCCGCCGAUAAUGAGCACAACAAUGGAGCGCGACACGGGGGUAAAAAUAGCAGCAGCAGCGGCAGCAGCAACAACAACUAUCACCAAGUCGAUAGCGGCGCUGCCACAGCAACCACAACAGUAACAGCUACAUCAAGUAAUAGUAAGGAUAAGGAUAAGGAGAAGUCAGACUGGGAUAGUAGCACCAACUAUCCACAACAACAGCAGCAGCAGGGGGGCAAGGAAAAGCACGACAAAAAGGCGGCUAACGCUGUUCCCAACGGAAAUGCCAAUCACCUUGAGGUCGAGGAAACGGCCAGUGUGGAGCCAGCACCACCUGCUGAAAAGGCACCCAAGGGUCGACGCAAUCGCGGCAAGAAGGAUAAUGCAGCAAAGGACAAUCACAGCCAUCAGCAGCAGCUGGCUCAGCAGCAGAAGGAAAAGGACAAGGAGAACACGGCCAACAACAACAAUAACGACGCAAGCUCAGUCUCAUCCUCGGCCAGCUCCACCUCGAGCAAUGCCAUCGCCAACCUGGCCAGCAAGGUGGUCUCCAAGAUCUGUGAGACCUGUCUUAAACUAGAGGCCGAUGUGAAGAAGUAUCGCACUGAAAUCAGCCACAUGAAGCAAAUCGAAAACGAACUGCGCCAGAAACUAGACGCCAAUCUCACCAGCAAGUCAACGCUGCAGGCCAAGCAGAAGGAGUGCGACGACCUGGAGAAGCGCAUCCAGGAGCUGAACAACGCUCGGCACGCCGACAUGCUCAAUCUGCAGACGGUGGAGCGGCGGCUCAACGAGGAGCGUCGCCAGAAGCAAUCCCUGGACUCGCAGCUGGCCAACGAGAAAAAGGCUCGCAAGGCGGCCGAGGAGAAGGCCGCUCGGCCGGAGUGCAGCUCCCAGUGCAAGCAGCGGCGCCAGCAGAUGGAUGAGGAGCAGAAGCGACUGCGGGGCGACCUCAAGCAGACGGAGGAGGCCAAGCAACUGGCCGUCGAGCACGGACGCAAAGUGGAGCAAGAGUACCGCAUGCUGGAGGCGAAACUAAGGAAUCGCGAAUCGUCGCAGCCCGACCCCGAGAUGCUUUUGAACGCCCUGGCUGCCAUGCAGGACAAGAACGCAACGCUGGAGAAGAAUCUCUCCGCGGAGACGAGAGUCAAGCUGGACUUGUUCUCGGCUCUGGGCGCUGCCAAGCGCCAGAUUGAAAUAUCUGACAACCAUCGUCGCUCCAAGGAGGAUGAGGUCAUCGAUCUCAAGGCAAAGAUUGCCCAACUUUUGGCCGUGAUGCCAGACAACUUGUGCAUGAACACCGGGCCGCAUGGACCGGCGAGCAGCUUGCUGCGCAUGAACGACACGCCGCCGCUGCAGUCGGGACCCGGGCCGUCCUCGCCCAUGCUCAGCCUGAGCGCUGCGCAGGAGUACCAGCAGCAUCAACAGCAUCAGCAGCAUCAACAACACCAGCAGCAGCAACAUCACCAACAGCAGCAGCAGCAACACCAACAGCAUCAACAUCAGCAACACCAGCAGCAUCAACAACAUCAGCAACACCAGCAGCAUCAACAUCAGCAGCAGGGAGGCGGUGGUCCCGGCUCCCAGCAGCAAAUGGUGCCCGUCAGCGUGGCCGCUGCCCUGCAGGUGGCUGCGGCCAAUGCGGCUGCCGCCAACGGAAACAACGGCUCAACGCUGGAUCCCAAUGCCAGCGUGUACACGCCCAAGACGGGCAACAUGAUGGUCGUGUCGCCGGUGGGCCUGAACAACAACGGGACGGAUGCCUGACGCCAACAGCAGCCGCCGCAGCAGCAGCAGCAGCAGUCCUCGUCGUCCUCGCAUUUGCAUCUGCGACGACAAGUUUGAGAUUAUUAUACUUUAUAUGAAUUAGGGAAAACAAACGCAAGCAACCGUCGCCACAGCAAACGAUGAGCAGAGUUUGCCUACAAUAUCUGAAUGUCCGUAAUAUGAAUAAGCAGUUUCCUUUAAAAUUUAAACACCGCCACAGAAGCGCCGGCAGCACUGAUGAAUGCAGCUCAAA
Molecule: messenger RNA, 3820 nt
Organism: Drosophila takahashii
Lineage: Eukaryota; Metazoa; Arthropoda; Insecta; Diptera; Drosophilidae
Product: macoilin-2
Biological process (GO): neuronal signal transduction; chemotaxis
Cellular component (GO): nuclear membrane; rough endoplasmic reticulum membrane
Molecular function (GO): microtubule binding
Source: RefSeq, a predicted model, not a curated record